This is a messenger RNA of Botrytis sinoallii, 291 nucleotides long. RefSeq lists its product as uncharacterized. The record is from RefSeq and is a predicted model, not a curated record. The transcript has a single exon. The coding region runs from base 1 to 291 and encodes 96 amino acids. Lineage: Eukaryota; Fungi; Ascomycota; Leotiomycetes; Helotiales; Sclerotiniaceae.
AUGAGACUCGAUCUUACAGUCGAAAUAACAGGCCAUACUGGGGACGUCGUCGAUUUUGUUGCAGACAUAACGUUUCCUGAUGUACGAAAGCGCUGUGCUGUAAAUUCUGAUGCGGGAUCCGUCAUGAUCAUUCCUCGUGAGCGCGUCAGUACUGGCCAGUGCUUGGCUCGACUUUAUGUGCAGAUCAAAGACGAAAUUCUUGUGGAAAGCUCCGAUCCCGGUAAUUCAGUAGUACGGGAAAAGAAUCGCAACAGGCGAGCCGCGAUCACUCUCGAUUUUAUUCUAGCAUAA